AUGGAUAUUCCAUCUUGGAGUGUUGAGAACGCCAAUGCAAGUGUCAUCGACAGCGUUGAAGCAUCUCAUGGCGACAAUUCCACUAACGAGCAGCACCCCCAUAAUAGAAUGAGAAAUUCAGUCCCUGAUACUCUAGAAGCGGCUCAAAUUGCCAUUUGUGGCAUUGCUUUGCGUCUUCCAGGAGGAAUAAGAAACUGCGAAGAAUACUGGGAUCUCUUGUACCAUGGCCUCGAUGCCCGACGUCCCAUUCCCAGCAGCCGCUUCAACAUCGAUGGGUUCAACGACAGUCUUGGAGGCAAAGACUCCAUCAAGACCAAGCAUGGUUACUUCAUCGACGGUGAUAUUUCAUGCCUCGACACGUCUUUCUUCUCAUUGACUAAGAAUGAGCUUGAGAGGGUUGAUCCGCAGCAGCGACUGCUACUCGAAAUAACACAUGAAUGCCUUGAGGAUGCAGGAGAAAUUCAUUAUCGUGGAAAGCAAGUCGGUUGCUACAUUGGUACCUUUGGGGAUGAUUGGUUGAUCAUGAACACCAAAGAGCCCCUCCAAGGAGGGUUGUACGCUACAACUGGUGGUGCAGAUCUCAUGAUGGCCAAUCGCAUUUCGUACGAAUAUGACUUCCAAGGACCAAGCAUGGUCAUAAAAACAGGAUGCUCCAGCUCAGCAGUAGCGCUCCACGAAGCGUGUCGCGCCGUUCAAAGAGGCGAUGCCUCAAGCGCCAUCGUCGGAGGCGCCAACAUGAUCAUGACACCAGCCUUGACAGCAACAAUGUCAUCUGGUGAAGUACUGGCCCCAGAUGCGUCCUGCAAGACCUUUGACGCUGCUGCUGAUGGCUAUGCUCGUGCAGAAGCCAUAACAGCUAUUUACAUCAAGCCCUUGUCUGAUGCUAUCCGCGAUGGCAAUCCGAUAAGAGCUAUUGUGAAAGGCACGGCUGUGAACUGCGAUGGAAAAUGUGCCAGUCUCGUCACCCCAAAUGGAGCUGCCCAUGAAGCUCUUAUGAGAAAGGCGUACCAUGAUAUUGGGCUGGAUCCAAAGGACACUGCAUUUAUCGAGUGCCAUGGUACUGGGACACCAACGGGUGACCCUAUCGAGGCUGCAGCCGUAGGAAGAGUCUUUGGAGGAGAGAACAAAGUUUUCAUUACCUCAGUCAAGCCCAAUCUCGGGCAUUCAGAGGGUUCUGCCGGGCUGUCAUCGGUCAUCAAGUGUGUUCUUGCCCUGGAGCAUCAGACGAUUCCACCCAACAUCAAACUUGUGAAUCCCAACCCAAAUAUCCCCUUCUCCAAGUACAACCUCAGUGUCCCACUCAAACCAACACCCUUUCCGUCAGAUCGCCUGAAGAGAGUCAGCAUCAACUCUUUUGGGAUCGGGGGAAGCAAUGCUCAUGUUAUUCUUGAGUCAUAUACUUCGGAACAUGAUAGACGUUCAACCAAUGUCGAUCAACAAAGCGCUACAUCUCCUUCUUUGCUUCUACUGUCAGCCAACACGGAAUCCUCCCUCCAGAGACAGAUCCGCAACCAUCAAGAAUGGACAGCUAGAAAUCCCAAUUGCAUAUCCGAUCUCGGCUUUAAUCUUGCAACUCAUCGUAAGUAUCUGCCCCAUAGAGCAUUCAUUGUCUCUCAGCGCGAAAGGCCAAGCGAGGUCUCGAGUCUGUCAAAAAUUCCUUCUGGACCUCUGUCCCUGGUGUUUGUCUUCAGUGGACAGGGUGCACAAUGGCCCCUUAUGACGAAAGAACUCAUCGAAAGCGAUGCAAAUUUUCGCAGUGACUUAAGUGCCAUGAACUCUGUCCUCCAGAGACUCGAGUUUCCGCCAAGCUGGAAUCUCAUAGAUGAGCUCCUAGAGCCUGCGGAAACCUCCCAAAUAAAUCGAGCUGAGCUAUCACAGCCUCUCUGCACAGCCAUCCAGCUGGCACUAGUCAACAAGUUCUCUCGCCUGGGACUCACCCCGUCUGCUAGCGUCGGCCAUUCCAGUGGAGAAAUAGCCGGUGCUUAUGCAGCUGGCCACAUCUCCAUGGAAGAAGCCAUUGUUAUUGCGUACUAUCGUGGUUAUGUGACAAAAAAGCAGACUCUUCGCGGGGCCAUGGCGGCCGUCGGGAUGGGGGUGCAAGGCAUUUCCAAGUAUCUAACUGAUGGUGUUGUUGUGGCUUGUGAGAACAGCCCGGAAAGCAGUACCAUCUCCGGAGAUGCAGAUCGAGUCGCUCAAGUCGUUGCAGCGAUCAAACAGGCUGAUCCUGACAUGUUUGCUCGUCUACUCAAGGUCGAUAUGGCUUAUCACUCACAACAUAUGUCGCCCUUGGGUGUCAAGUACCAAAGUCUUCUUCAGUCUGAACUCCCGAGGCACGCUGCGCCUAUCUCCUCCACCAAGAUUGAGAUGUUCUCCACUGUCACCACGGGGCUGGCAGAUACAUGUCUUCGCCAUCCGUCGUAUUGGACCCAGAAUCUUACAUCACCGGUCAAAUUCUCAUCAGCUGUGUCAAAAUUGCUUGCAUCCAAGCAGGCCUGCGUUUUUUUGGAAAUUGGACCGCACUCUGCCCUGGCCGGACCUUUGAGGCAGAUCUGUUCAUCCUCCUCACAACCCUGUUACUACGUGUCUUCCCAAUCUCGAGAUAAAGAUUCCUCGACCGUCUUUCUUAGUGCAUUAGGUAAACUGUACCAGAAUGGCAUCGCUCUCAACCUCGGACUGCUGUUCCCCAACUCGAAAGCCAUAUCAGGCUUACCUAACUAUCCUUGGGACCACAGCGCAAUAUACUGGUCUGAGAGUCGCAUAUCAAAGGCCUGGAGGUCCAGAGAGUACCCCCAGCACUGCCUUCUGGGGUCCCGUAACUUUGAGGGAUCGGAUCUAGAACCUCAAUGGCGAAACAUCCUCAGCCUUGAGGAUGUGCCUUGGCUUAUGGAUCAUAAACUGAAACAAGACGUGGUUUUCCCAUUCGCCGGGUACAUGGCUAUCGCUGGUGAAGCAAUCAGACAGGUAACCCGGUCUCCUCUUGGUGCAGGCUACCGCCUGCGACAUGUCAUUGCUUAUCGAGCUCUUCUUCUUUCUGACUCAGUUGAAGUCUCCACUAGCUUGCGCAUUCACAACCUCAACGACCUUGACGACUCUGCAUGGUAUAGCUUUACCAUAUCGUCGUACGACGGUUCAGGCUGGACCAAGCACUGCACAGGACAAGUAAGCAUUCUUGAGAAAGCCAGGACCACGAACUGGGUCUCUGAGGUGCUCCCUCGACAGGUUGAUUGUGCACGCAUAUAUAGCCAGCUUGCACAGGUUGGAUUCAUCUACGGCCCAGAGUUCCGUGGCUUGCUGGACGCGACGGCUGCACCUUCGGGAGACCGUGUCCACGGUCGCAUAUCCAAUAAGACCUCACAGAGCCAUUCCCCGUUUGCUCUACAUCCAGCAACGAUAGACGCAGGUCUUCAGUUACUUCUUGUCUCUCAAGCGAGGGGCUUGGCUAGAAACAUUUCCGAACUUGUUGUACCUACAGCUAUUGAAGAGGUCGAGGUUAGCACAGGCUCAGAUUUGAUGGAUGCGAAAGCAUGGAGGCUGCACGGAACAAAUUUGUGCGUCGAGCUCGAUGCUGGAGGCAAAGUCGCCCUGCAUGCCUCUGGUGUGAAAUUGAGGGCAUUAGGAGAAGACACGUCGCUUGAAGCACUCGAAACUCACGCUACUUCGAGACUCAGCUGGCUUCCGCACUUUGACUUUGUAGACGCGUCGAAACUCUUCGUUCCACCGGCUAUUGACAGAGAGGAGUGUCACCUACAGGAAGAGCUGACCCUUCUUUGCAUCAUUGAAACUGUGGAAAAGAUCAAAAGUCUUGAGGCAUGUCAGCCUUUCUUCAUCAAGUUUCGAGAUUGGCUCAAGAGACAGCUCGAUAUUGCUGCGUCGGGAGAUUACAAGCUUGUCAGUCAAUCUCGACAGCUUCUCGAUAUCCCUCACGAGCUCAGGCUCUCCAAAAUCGAAGAACUCACUCGCAAGCUUGUGGGAAUGCCGCAAAAAGCAUUGACCAUUGGACUUCGACGUCUCUUUGACAAUAUGGAAAACUUGUUCACUGGCAAAGCAGCAGCUAUCGAGACGUUGCUCGAAGACAACGUGUUGGCCGAUCUCUAUAAUGUCAUGACUUUCGACUACUCUAAAUUUCUACGCAUUUUUUCACACACUCGCCCUACUCUCAACAUUCUUGAGGUCGGAGCUGGGACAGGAGGCACUACCGAGACUAUUCUCCGAGGCCUAGCGCAGGUACGAGGGCUCCCGGCCUACGCUGUCUAUAACUUCACAGACAUUUCCGCUGGGUUCUUCCCCGCAGCCAAGGAUCGUUUCUCGGGGGCCCCAAACAUGGAGUUUAACGUGUUGGACGUUUCCCAGAAUCCAUUAGAACAGGGGUUUCAAGCUGGAGCAUAUGAUCUCAUUGUCGCAGCCAACGUGUUGCAUGCCACGCCUUCACUUCACGAGACGUUGGGGAAUAUUCGACAACUACUCAAGUCGGAUGGUAUACUAGUCAUGACAGAAGUUUGCAGCCUAUCGAGGUUGACUAACUAUGUGUUUGGAAACUUUUCUGGCUGGUGGCUGGGGGAUGAUGAUGGUCGACCAGAUCAGCCUUACGUGCCUGUAUCGCGAUGGGACCAAGAGUUGAAGAAGGCUGGCUACAGCGGAGUCGAUGUGGCCGUCUAUGACGACGAAGAGCCAUAUCGACAUUGUGCUGUCAUAGUGGCUAGCAAAGAACCUCCUGUGGUCACUCGCCCUUCUUCUGUUACUCUACUAGCCCGACAUCCAUAUAGUUAUCCAGCUACCCAAGUGUCAUCUUCACUGGAAACUAGAGGCUGGAAAAUCACAGUGCAGAGAAUCGAAGAUCAAGUGCCUCAGGAUCAGAUCAUCAUUUCUUGCCUUGAUUUGGAAACUCCCUUCUUUGAAAAUAUUUCCCAAGAAAUGUUCACGAAGUUCCAAGAAUUCACAAAGAAUCUUGGAUCUAUCAGUAUUCUGUGGCUCAUACCUCCAAGCCAGGUCGGGUGUUCAAAUCCAAGAUCGGCUCAGACACUGGGUGUUGCUCGGACUCUUCGAUCCGAACUGGGGCUGAACUUUUACACGCUCGAAAUUGACCUCAAUGAGGGUCGUUUGGGUAUUCUGAUUACCAGCGUCUUCGAUAAGGUUAUUAGAGAGUGUGACAGCGAGGCUCUUGAGCCAGACAAGGAAUACAUUGUGCAUGAUGGUGCAAUCUGUGUUGGCCGUUACCAUCCUAUCAAUAUUGCCGAGGAAGCAUUGGACAAGGUCCAAGGCGGUGAGGUAAUGAAGACUUUGAGAGUUGACAAACCGGGAUCCCUCGAGACAAUGAACUGGAUAGCUUCUGCGAUUCCAACCAAGAUCAUGGAGGACCAGGUUGAGAUAAAAGUUCACUCCGCUGGUGUCAACUUCCACGACGUUGUCUCAGCCAUGGGUCUGAUUCCAUCUGAGAGCCAAAAUGUAUUCCCAGGCAUCGAAGUGUCUGGUGCAGUCCGACGCCUCGGCAGCGCAGUUACUGGCUUUUCUAUCGGAGAUCGCAUCAUGAGUAUAUGUUACUGUGGUGGCUUCUCUACGCACUUCACAGCUAAGCAUCACUACAUGCACAAGAUUCCUGACGAAAUGAGCUUUGAAGAAGCCGCCACCAUUCAGUGUUGCUUUUCUACAGUCAUAUAUGCACUGCUUGACGUAGGAAAGAUGCGCAAAGGAACCAGCGUGUUGGUUCAUUCUGCCUGCGGUGGCAUUGGUCUCGCCGCUCUUCAAGUCGUGCAGAUGAUGGAGGGGGAGAUAUAUGCCACAGUUGGAAACAAGGAGAAGGUGGAAUAUUUGGUCAAGGAGUACGGAAUCCUGCGGGAACGCAUCUUCAGCUCUCGUGAUGCUUCCUUCUUGGAUGGUGUGAUGCAACAAACGGCAGGGAAAGGCGUCGACCUAGUUCUAAACUAUCUUAAUGGUGAACUCCUCAAUACUUCUUGGAAGUGCGUCGCCAAAUCUGGAACCCUCCUGGAGCUUGGCAAGCGCGAUCUCGUUUCAUGCGGCCAACUUGACAUGGGUGGCUUCUUGGAAAACAGGUCGUACUGUGGUAUCGAUUUGCACUACCUGAUAGGAGAGCGGCCUAUCUUGGUGAAGGACGUGAUGGAAAGAACUCUAGAGUUCUUCAGACAGGGAAAGCUGAGACCUCUUAGGCCCAUCACCCCUUUUCCUGCAAGCGAUGCUAAGAAGGCAUUUCGCUACCUCCAAGAUGGCCAGCAUAUAGGGAAGGUAGUCCUUGAAAUGCCUAUAGAUGCAUCAGAGCCUGAGGCAAAAGUGGCGAUACAGACCAUACAGUUCGACCCUCUCGCAUCUUACUUUCUUGUUGGAGGAUUGGGUGGGCUCGGCAGAGCCCUGGCAGUCUGGUUAGUGGAGCGGGGCGCUAAGCAUCUUGUGUUUCUCUCAAGGAGUGGUAUGACGGACGACGACGACAAGUUUUCCGUUGAACUCGAAGCCUUGGGAUGCAAUGCCAUUGUAGUCAAGGGAAGCGCCAAUAAUCUGGAGGACGUAGAAGAAGCUAUCAGCAAGGCCCCAUAUCCCUUCAAAGGUGUCUUUCAUCUCGCCAUGGUUCAAAGGGACUCUCCCCUGCUGGAAAUGAAGUGGGAGGAUUGGAAAGACGCCAUCGAGCCUAAAGUCAAUGGAACUUGGAACCUCCACCGAGCACUCCACGGCCAGCCCCUGGACUACUUCUGGCUAGCAAGUUCCGCAGUCACAUUUGCCGACCAGCCUGGCCAGGGCAACUACAAAUCAGGAUGCAUAUUCACCGAGUCUUUCUGCCAGUACAGACACUCUCUUGGCCUCCCCGCAUCGGUGCUCUCAAUAUGUGGCAUCGAAGACGUCGGAUACCUGGCGGAAAAUCCAUCCGCGCUUCGCAGCAUCAAACUCCAGGGUCUACACACUGUGAGGGAGAAGGAGUUUCUUGAAUGCCUAGAGGCUUCGCUGUUCAAUUCGGCCCCAAGCAGUCGUAGCUUGGCUAGUGGCAGCUUCGAGAAUCUCGUGUCGAGUGAGUGGUCGCCAUGGAAGAACAAUGGGCACAUUUUAAUGGGCAUGAGAUCCCAGCUCCACCUCGACGAUCCGAAGAAUCCUACCAAUUGGCGUCGUGAUCGCCGAAUGGGUGCAUACCACAACCUUUCUACUGGAGACCAAUCCGAUACACGAGGCGAGAGGAGUCAACUCAAGACUUUUCUACAGAGUGUCAGCGAAGGAGAAAUUGGACUACUCGCAAAGAAAGAGUCGAUUGACUUUCUAUCUAUCGAGAUUGGCGCAAAGGUCAACGAUUUUCUUCUCAAGCCAGACGUACCUGUUGAUCCUAAACUCAAAUUAUCUGAGAUUGGCCUUGAUUCACUUACUGCGAUUGAGUUGCGGCGAUGGUUUAGUCAAGUGUUUGGUCUGCAAGUCAGUGUGUUAGAGAUGCUUGGGGCACCGUCGUUGAGAGACGUUGGAAAGAUUGUGGCAACCAGAUUGGGGGAAAAGCUUAAGCGACGGGAUAUGUGA
Fusarium mangiferae is the source of this 7500-nucleotide messenger RNA. Its product is annotated as polyketide synthase. The transcript has 9 exons. Lineage: Eukaryota; Fungi; Ascomycota; Sordariomycetes; Hypocreales; Nectriaceae. Gene Ontology annotation, molecular function: phosphopantetheine binding; 3-oxoacyl-[acyl-carrier-protein] synthase activity; fatty acid synthase activity. Gene Ontology annotation, biological process: fatty acid biosynthetic process; secondary metabolite biosynthetic process. The coding region runs from base 1 to 7500 and encodes 2499 amino acids. The record is from RefSeq and is a predicted model, not a curated record.